Molecule: messenger RNA, 1011 nt
Organism: Malus domestica (apple)
Lineage: Eukaryota; Viridiplantae; Streptophyta; Magnoliopsida; Rosales; Rosaceae
Source: RefSeq, a predicted model, not a curated record
ACCAGAAAAAAAAAUGAGAGAGAACCAAACACCGCUCAAGGACCAAUCCCGACCUGCAAAGCUCGUGACUCCCGUUCCCAAGAAGAAGAUUCCGAAGAAGAGCUUGAACACCGUCUUUUCCGCAGUUUCCGAAGACGAACCGGUGGAGAAUUUCAAGCUUUCAGUGGAUUACACUCCUGUUUCUGCGAAUUCCAAUGUUUCAGUGGAUUUCACUCCGAGUUCUGUGAUUUCUGAUGUGGAUUUCACCGAGAGUCUGAUGCUGAUGCCGGAUCCACCUUUUUCGGCUUCAUCAGAGACAUUGUUUCAGUGUGAUCUCUCACUGUCUCCGGAGGCUAGUGUUAAUAAGGAUGGACCGGGCAAUGUCUCUCUGAGUACUGGUAAAUCGUGCGAAUUUGAUGGAUCGAACUUUGGUUCUGUGGAGGCUGACAUUGUAGCGAGAUUUCUCAGGCAAGCACGGACUCAGGUCUUGAAUUCUGAGCUGGAUACUAAAUCUAAGAAGAUUCUGGAUGCACUGGUUGAGAUUGUCAUAGAGGAGCUCCACACUUCGCCUGCAGAGAGGGACCGGGUUGCUGAACUUGUGUCGGCAAAAGCUUACAUAACGAUGGCGUGUUUCCUGUUCUGGAUCAUUGCAUUGGCGGUAUGGGUGUUCAGCUCUGGAGGCCGAAGCACUUUCCAUGGACCUCUGCCUACUUGAUCAACUUGAGCAGUAAGACCUUUGUCUUGUUCUUGGUAUUAUGCUCAUGGUUGUGGAAUUGCACAGUUCACAAUGGAUGGUUUUAUCAAUUAUCUGAAAGAUUGGUUUUGUGUACAUAUCUAUGCUCGUGGUGUUUGCUUGUGACUAGUGAGAAUUUGAUUGAAACUGGCUUUAGUAUGUGGAUUAUUUUUGUGUACACAAUUAUGCUCAUGGCUUUAGUAUGGAUAGUUAUUCACUCCAAUCCGAUCCUAGUCACCAAACGAGCCCCAAAUGUAACUUCAAUCAAAUCUUUGUAAUUUUGUGUUAUGUGACUUUCA